Homarus americanus (American lobster) is the source of this 2638-nucleotide messenger RNA. RefSeq names its product gastrula zinc finger protein XlCGF7.1-like. NCBI's taxonomy places the organism in Eukaryota, Metazoa, Arthropoda, Malacostraca, Decapoda, Nephropidae. The coding region runs from base 612 to 1577 and encodes 321 amino acids. The transcript has 3 exons. The record is from RefSeq and is a predicted model, not a curated record. Gene Ontology annotation, molecular function: RNA polymerase II cis-regulatory region sequence-specific DNA binding; DNA-binding transcription factor activity, RNA polymerase II-specific. Gene Ontology annotation, biological process: regulation of transcription by RNA polymerase II.
UGACACUUGAAGGAUGACUCUUUGUAUCUCGAAAGGAAAGACUACAAUCCAAUUGUAGCGGAAGUUAAAUGUAACCUCCAAUAACUUAUGAACUUCAUCUUAACGAGGGAAACUGUGGUGGUGAGCACAGUGUUAAAGGGAGGUUGAAGGAGGAGCAGGAGCAUCUGUUUCACCUACUGUACACAGUCAUUAUCUUCAGUCUGGGUCUCCAUGGCAGGAGGAGAGUCAACCUUGAAUGAAUCCCCAACAUAGUCUUGUGCAGUAUACUGAGAGACAAUAAGAGAGUGAUGCAACAGUUGUAGUGGUGUGGCUGUGUGUUGGUAACAGGUACAGUUUGCACUCUGUAUUUGACAAGUUUGGCAAACAUUCAUCUUUUUAUGGUAAACACAAUUUUUCCAAGUGAAUAUAAGCAACUUGCCCUCACAUCAUGACAUCGGAGUUACAAUGUACUGUAUGUAUAGUAUUACUUAGUGUUAAAUAAUUUGUUUGCUUUUCACUGCUAACAGGUAUUGUAUAUUGCACAGUAUGUAGUUGGUGGUAUUGACAGUCAAACAUAAAAAGUAUCUCUCUUAUCCUGUGUCACAUUAAGCAUCUGUCCAUCAAAGUGAGACAUGGAAGUUUACUCAGAGGAGCAGUCACUUCGCUGUACAGAAUGUUUUAAAAUAUUCUCCAAAAACUCUGAUCUAGUAAAGCAUAUAAGGAUUCAUACAGGAGAGAAGCCAUAUCAUUGUUCAGAAUGCCCUAAAAAAUUUGGACAAAAAUCACAUUUAGUGGUGCACCAGAAACUUCACAAAGGAGAGAAACCUUUUCAAUGUGACAUUUGUCUCAAAAGCUUUUCACGUAAAUACCAUUUAAAAUUACAUAUGAAAAUUCAUACUGGAGAGAAGACAUUUCACUGCUCUGUUUGUCUUAAAAGCUUUUCAAGAAAAUGUAACCUAGAAGUGCAUCUGAAAAUUCACACUGGAGAGAAGCCAUAUCAGUGCUCAUACUGUAGUAAAAGAUUUUUACAGAAGUGUGCAUUAACUGUUCAUGAAAGAGUUCACACGGAAGAGAAGCCAUUUGCUUGCAAAGUUUGUCUUAAACGUUAUGCUCAAAAACCUAAUCUAGAAAAUCAUAUAAAACUUCAUCACUGUGUAGAUGGCUCUAAAACACUUAAAGAAAAAGACUCUUCAGUAACACACAAGAAAACUCACACAAGAGAGAGGCCAUAUCAGUGUAGAGUUUGUCUUGGGCCCCUACCACAUAAAGCUACUGUAGGUAAGCGUCAGAAAAUAAUUAGAAGAAAGAAGUCACCUUGUGUGAAAUGUCUUGGAAGAUUGAAAGAAAAGCCCUCUUUAGUAAAACACAGGAAAGUUGUUACUGAAGAGAAGCCACUUCAGUGUUCAGUAUGUCUCAAAGACUUUUCACACAAGUUUAUUCUGGUAAACCCUGUUGGAGCUGACAAGAAAAAGGAAGUAUUUUACUGUCUGGUCUGUCUUGAAACUUUUCCUCAAAAAGCUGCUCUAGGAUUACACAUGAAAAUUCAUAUAGGAGAGAAGCCAUUUCUGUGUGCAGAGUGUCUUAAAGGCAGCCCAUAACGUUGGUAAAGUAAAACAUACAAGUUCGUACAGUAGAGAAGCCAUGUUAAUUGUGUUAUUUUGAGACUUGAAACACCUUGAAAGACACAUCAUUUUAUUGCUAAGUAUGUUUGAAGUAACGCACAUUAUAUUUACUCAAGGAAAAAAAAAAGAUGCAGGUAAAAGAUCUUAGAGAAAAACUUGUUGGCAGGUACACUAGAACCAUGAAACCAUUUAUGAGGGCGUUUGAAAUGCCCAUCGUCUUAGAAAGAGAAAAUGCCAAAAAUUUAACCGCUAUUUUGGAUGUCCCACCAGCUGUGCUCUUAAUGUAAACAGUCGUCAGUUGAUGUGGUUACAGUUCAUGCCACAUAGACGUUUUGAAAAUAGACGAUUGAUGAUACAACCUAACUUGACCUAACCUACUGUAAUCAUCUAAGUGGAAUGGCAGAAAUCGCAUAUAACAGAUGAUCGUCCAGAUGGGGAUAUAGCAGUCUAUGUGGGAUAACACUGCUCAUGUAGUCAGACCAUAAAUUACUUUUACCUCUUCAGUGUCAAACAAUGACAAAUAGAUGAAAGAUACCAUACAAAGUUUUCACAUCUGGGUUGACAUAGGUAGCCUUGCUUUCCUUAUGUGGGAUAAUGUGGAGCUACCUGCGACACUAUUCCACUCACUUGUCAUAAUGCAGUUUUAUUUUCUGUGCAAUUCUAUGUUUUGAAAUCUGUUUAAAAUAUUUUGAAAACCACUGAUGGAAAUAACGUCGCAAUCACGCUUACCAACCGCAUCAAGACGACAGGAGAGGUAAUGUUCACUUUAAAAUCCAUAGCAUCCAGAGGUAAAAGUUAUUUAUGGUCUGACUGUACAGUCAUAUGUAACUGAUCAUUCACAAAUUGCUUACUUGUAGUUUGUAAAAUGUUUCCAAGUUAAAUAUUCUAACACAAGAUGCGGUUAAAGUAAAGGACAGAACAUGCAGUAUAUUCCUACACAGUUGUAUAGUCUUAAGUUAUUGAAGUGUGUGCCAAUUUCUGCUGCCUGUAGACACCUGUCUUACAUAAUCAAAUUUGAAUAAAUUUUACACGUUGUA